CUAAAAUAUUGAAUCCUUUCCUCUGCUAUCAUCCGAUACAACAUCUAUUCAAAAAUACGUUCGUUCAUUUAAUGACGAAAAUCAUGUACCUGUAGUACGAGACGAUAAAGUUCGAAAUAUUUUAGUAGCGAAUUAAUUCUAUUUCUUGUAUCUCGAAUAACAUUAUUUUCAUCAAAUAUGGAUAAAAGAAAAAUGUCGACAGCAGGGGAUUCCCUGUACCAAAUUUUAGAGAUUCCAAAAACUGCCACUCCUGAAGAAAUUAAGAGGACUUACAGAAAGUUGGCGUUAAAAUAUCAUCCUGAUAAAAAUCCAAAUAAUCCAGAAGCAGCAGAAAAGUUUAAAGAAAUAAAUAGGGCACAUGCUAUAUUAACAGAUUUAACUAAAAGAAAUAUAUAUGAUAAUUAUGGAUCACUUGGACUAUAUGUUGCCGAACAAUUUGGUGAAGAAAAUGUCAAUGCAUACUUUGUUGUCACUUCUGGUUGGUGCAAGGCACUCUUCAUAUUUUGUAGUUUGAUAACUGCGUGUUAUUGUUGUUGUUGCUGCUGUUUUUGCUGCAAUUUCUGCUGUGGUAAAUUCAAGCCAACACCACCGGAAGACAGUGGAGCAUACCACAAUUUACAGCGGGACCAGAACCCAGAGGCAAAUGUCGUGACGAAUCAGCCCAGAGGCCUGGUUAAGGUAAGUCUUCUUUGGUAUCAGUGGUUCUUUUAAUCCUCUAAAUUUACGAAAUUCUACGAAAGAUGUGAUUGGAUUUUGUUUUAAUUUUGUU
Molecule: messenger RNA, 769 nt
Organism: Apis florea (little honeybee)
Lineage: Eukaryota; Metazoa; Arthropoda; Insecta; Hymenoptera; Apidae
Product: Cysteine string protein
Biological process (GO): regulation of neuromuscular synaptic transmission
Cellular component (GO): type Is terminal bouton
Source: RefSeq, a predicted model, not a curated record